AAAACGGUCUACCCGUACAUGCCUCAUUUUCCUCUGAGAGGAUUUGGGCCAAAAUAUUAGCAGGGCAGCUACAGAGAUUAACAAUAGAUCAAAACAGUAGUUUGUAUUAGUGCAAUACAGCUCAAUACCAUCUAACAUAUAUUUUAUAUAUAUUUUCUAAAAGUUCAAAGUCUAUGCUUGAAAUAUAUAUUUAACAAAUUUCAAGAUCAAAAUCAGAAAUAAUUUAAUACAGGGUCACCUUUCUGAUUUCAUUCUUCAUAUAUUUUUCCUUACAGGUUACUUACAGAUCUAGCUCUGUAGUUUUAGAAGAAACAGUUUGGAGAGUGCAAGACAGACAGACAUGGAGUUUUUGAGCAUCAUAUUGUGUAUCAUUGUCACCUGGAUAUUCAUCCAAGCCCUCCGUUCAAUUUCAAGAGCUAAAACAAAGUCCAGCAAGCUUCCACCGGGACCAAAACCGUUACCCAUCAUCGGAAACCUUCACCAGCUUGGUAACAAACCCCAUAGAUCCUUGGCUGAGCUUGCAAAAAUUCAUGGCCCUCUAAUGACCAUGAAGCUUGGCCAGGUAACUACCAUAGUUGUUUCUUCAGCAACCAUGGCCAAAGAAAUCCUUCAAACACAUGACCAAUCCUUCUCCAACAGAACCAUCCCAGAUGCACUCCGAGCACAACAACACGACAGUGUUGGGUUACCGUGGAUUCCAGUGUCCCCCUUGUGGCGAACCCUUCGAAAAAUUUGCAAUACCCAGUUGUUUGCAGUUAAGAUACUCGAUGGCAAUCAAAAUCUUAGGAAGAGGAAAGUGCAAGAGCUCCUUGCUGAUGUUCAUAGAAGCAGCCUAACUAGGGAAGCAGUAGAUAUUGGCAGCGCAGCUUUCACGACGACACUCAACCUCUUGUCAAAUACUAUUUUUUCCGUUGAUUUGGCAGAUCCUAAUUCCGAAAUGGCCAGAGAUUUCAGAGAGACCGUGUUGAAUAUCAUGGAAGUUGCUGGGAAACCCAACCUGGGGGACUUUUUUCCCGUUCUUAGGAAGAUUGACCCCCAUGGCAUAAGAAGAAGCAUGACGGUCUAUUUUGGGAGGGUAUUGGACCUGUUCGGCAGAAUCAUUGACCAAAGGUUGCAAUUCAGAAAAUCACCUGGCUCCAUCAGACAUAAUGACGUGUUAGAUACCCUUCUCGAUAUUACAGAAGAAAACAGCGAGGGGAUUAAUAAAACUCAAAUUCUGCAUUUGUUACUGGUUCUAUUCGUAGCUGGAACGGAUACAACUGCAUCCACAUUCCAAUGGGCAAUGGCAGAGCUGCUCCGGAACCCAGAGAUAAUGUCCAGAGCCAGAGCAGAAUUGGAGCAAAUCGUCGGAAAACGAAACCCAGUUGAGGAAUCAGACAUUGCUCGCCUACCAUACUUACAAGCCGUUGUGAAAGAGACCUAUCGGUUGCACCCAGUGGUUCCAUUGUUGCUUCCUCGUAAAGCCGAAGCGGAUGUAGAAAUCCGAGACUUCAUUGUCCCAAAGAAUGCUCAAAUUUUUGUGAACGCAUGGGCAAUCGGCAGGGAAUCAAGCACUUGGGAGGACCCAAACUCAUUCAAACCAGAGCGGUUCCUGGGGUCCGAAAUUGAUGUAAAAGGCAGAAGCUUUGAGCUUAUUCCAUUUGGUGGGGGACGAAGAAUAUGUCCUGGAUUGCCAUUGGCCACAAGAAUGUUGCAUUUGAUGCUGGGUUCGCUUAUCAACUCCUUUGAGUGGAAGCUUGAAAAUGGAACUAAACCAGAGGACUUGAAUAUGGAGGAUAAGUUUGGGAUCUCGUUGGAAUUGGCGCAACCAUUGAGAGCUGUCCCUCUUUCACUUUAAGGAUUUGUUGUACUAAGACUUCAUUGUAUUAAUUCAAUUAUGUUAUCUUAUAUUAUAUUAAAAUGGAUUUUAUUAAAUUA
Molecule: messenger RNA, 1917 nt
Organism: Ziziphus jujuba (common jujube)
Lineage: Eukaryota; Viridiplantae; Streptophyta; Magnoliopsida; Rosales; Rhamnaceae
Product: geraniol 8-hydroxylase-like
Exons: 2
Coding region: 341-1837 (498 amino acids)
Molecular function (GO): heme binding; oxidoreductase activity, acting on paired donors, with incorporation or reduction of molecular oxygen; monooxygenase activity
Source: RefSeq, a predicted model, not a curated record